AUGGCGGAAACACGCCACGAGAGUGAUGCAAGCGGCAUUACGGGCGGCGAGAAAUGGCCUGCCACCCAGCCUGAGGUCUCCUUCGUCAAGACCCAGGAGACUUCCCCUGCUCGGUCAGAUGGGAAGAUUAUCCUAGACGAGAUCGAAGGCUACGAGCACACGGCGUACGCCUUCUCGAACAAGAGGAAAUGGUGGAUCCUCACCGUGGUCGCACUGUGCCAGACGAGCAUGAAUUUCAACGCAGCCGUCUACUCCAACGCGGUCCACCCGCUCAACGAACACUACGGUAUCACCCGCGCUCGCGAUGGCAUGGCUGGCUUCCUCAUCACAUACGCUUUCGGCUGCGAAUUCUGGGCGCCUUGGUCUGAGGAGUUCGGCCGCUGGAAGAUUAUGCAGGCCUCGCUGUUCUUCAUCAACGUCUGGCAGCCUCUCGCUGGUGCGAGCACGUCGUGGAACCAGGUACUAGCGGCUCGUGUCCUUGGUGGCUUUUCUACAGCCGGCGGAUCGGUCACUCUAGGGAUGGUUGCCGACAUGUUCGAUGCAGAGGAGCAGCAGUACGCAGUUCUUUGGGCUUCGUUCUGGUCGUGUGUGGGCAGCGUCAUCGGCGGUAUCUGCGGCGGCCCCAUCGAGCAGUAUUUGAGCUGGCGCUGGAACUUCUGGAUCCAGCUCAUAUUCGGCGGCGUCGUCCAGAUCAUCCAUGCCUGCUCCGUCCCCGAAACACGCUCAACAUGCAUGCUCGAUGCUGCAGCCAAGAAACUGCGCAAGCGGGAUCCGGCAUGCAACGUCUAUGGCCCUAACGAAACCAAGAGACUCCGCCAACGUCUCUCUUUUGGAGAAACCGUCAAAACAAUGUGGCGUCCAUACCACAUGCUGUUGUUCGAGCCCAUCGUGUUGUGCCUAUCCCUUCUCAGUGGCUUCAGCGACGCUCUGAUCUUUAGCUUUCUCGAGUCCUACGGCAUCGUCUUCGGGCAGUGGGGAUUUACUCCGACCCAGUUUAGCAUGGCGAUGUUUGCGCUCUUCAUCGGCUACUGUGCGGCGUACGCCUCUUUCUUCCCGGUCAUUCGCUGGCACAAUCAUUUGCGAGCGGCGGGCGACCCUACUCUCACGCCUGAGAGUCGUCUUUGGUGGCUUCUCUUCCUGGCCCCGCUUUUGCCGAUGGGACUUCUCGGUAGCGCGUUUACCGUUACCGGCCCCCCUUUGCCAUGGAUCGCACCUCUCGUCUUUGCCGUACUGAUCGGUGCUGCAAACAUGGCAAUCUAUUAUGCCACGAUUGACUAUAUGGUCGCCGCGUACGGAGGCAAGUACAGCGCGAGUGCUACGGGCGGCAAUGGCUUCUCGCGAGACCUGCUUGCUGGCUUGUGCGCAUUCUAUACGGGACCCAUGUACAAACAGCUGGGCACGAAGAACUCGACCUUGCUGCUCUUCGCUGUGUCGGUUUUGGUUUGCAUUCCAGUAUACAUCUUCUACUGGAAGGGACCUGUGAUUCGAGAGCGCAGCAGGUGGGCUGAGAAGAUUAAGGCGGACAAGGAGAAGAUGGCUGAGGUUCGUCAGAGGAUGUUGGAGAUGCGUCGCACUCAGGCUCAGGUGUAG
Messenger RNA from Trematosphaeria pertusa, 1590 nucleotides. Its product is annotated as MFS general substrate transporter. The transcript is spliced from 5 exons. The record is from RefSeq and is a predicted model, not a curated record. Lineage: Eukaryota; Fungi; Ascomycota; Dothideomycetes; Pleosporales; Trematosphaeriaceae. Gene Ontology annotation, molecular function: transmembrane transporter activity. The coding region runs from base 1 to 1590 and encodes 529 amino acids. Gene Ontology annotation, biological process: transmembrane transport.